Oncorhynchus masou masou (cherry salmon) is the source of this 3998-nucleotide messenger RNA. RefSeq names its product sesquipedalian-1-like. The transcript is spliced from 3 exons. Gene Ontology annotation, biological process: endosome organization; receptor recycling; retrograde transport, endosome to Golgi. The record is from RefSeq and is a predicted model, not a curated record. Gene Ontology annotation, cellular component: trans-Golgi network; early endosome; recycling endosome. The coding region runs from base 907 to 1734 and encodes 275 amino acids. NCBI's taxonomy places the organism in Eukaryota, Metazoa, Chordata, Actinopteri, Salmoniformes, Salmonidae.
UGUUAUUGUUCUCUAGUCCUUUUUUGUUUUUAUUGUUCAUAAAAAUGCUUAAUUUAAAUAGGUUAAAAACUGCAAUGAUAAAGCUCUGGCCCUCAUAACCACUCAUGUUAAUGUAGUGGUGCUAUAGGGUCCAACUAGGCCUUAAUGAGAGGAUUGAUUCUUGGUUAUGAAUCGAUCACCAGAGGAAGUAAGGAACAUUUAAUCAACUUCAAGAACACAUUUAAUACAAUUUGAUAUAGUAAGACUUUUUUCUAAAGCAUCACUGAGGAAAUUAACUUAACAUUUUACACAGAACAGGGAAGUGAGGAAGAACACCCCCUCAAUGUAUACUAUCUGGGUAGUAGGUGUGGACUUAAGCGUUGAGGGGAAAGAGAAUAUUGUGUGUCAGGGUUUUGUUUCCAGGAAGUGGGUUGAGUUAUUUAUAUUUCAACACUUGUCCUCUAGUACCCAUGGGAGGACCUGUGUUCGUAACCUGAAACUUUAUAUUUAAACAAUGUCUUAUUCUAGAUGUGUUGCAGUGAACACAAACUACUGUGGGAAUUAGACUGAGAGGAACAAGUGAAGGUUUGUGGCAGAAAAUCUAAAACAUAUACAAUUGGAUGGAUAGAGAGUGACCCUGAGAGGUAAGCUUGGAUGACAUAUUACUCCUCCGCUAGACUGGCAAGAGAUAGAGGUGGAAAUUGUGUGUAGAUUUAAGAUCAUUGUCAUAAAGAAUGGACUAGUUGAAUACAGGAUGAUGGCAACUGGUUACUGGCAAUGUUGCUUUACUGGUGAAAAAGAAAGGAGGUAUUAUGACAGACAAACAUGGCUCAAAUGUUAUGUGUUUGUACUACUGGUGCUGGAUUGAUAUUAUCAAGGAUGCCUUUCAUCCUCUAAAGGAUCCUCUCUUUGUUGGAGAACGUUGUAAUGAAGAUCCAUGAGAAGAUUUUAACCCAUUACCUAUCCUGCACCUCACCGAUAGAUAAAGAAGGAUAUCUCUACAAAAAGAAAGAGAGGACCUCCUCCUACCAGAGGCGCUGGUUUGUCCUGAAAGCCAAUCUCCUGUUCUACCAGGAGCGUCCGGCAGAUCGACACCUGCUGGGGGUUAUUGUCCUAGAGGGCUGUGCUGUCCAGCGCUGUGAGUCUGAGGGAGGACUGUUUGCCUUCUCCAUGGUGUUCAGAGGUUCAGGGCUGAAAACCUAUGGGCUUGCUGCUGAGGACCAGCUGGGUCAGGAGAGCUGGGUCAAAGCCCUGCUCACAGCCAGCCACUGUUACCUUUCACUGCUGGUCAGAGACCUGGGGAAGCAGUACGAAGAGGCUAAACGCCAAGCUGGCCCUGCUGAAUCCCAUCAACGAACCACUGUGACUGGUCCAGGCUCAAUGUGCCUUACCCAAUCCAUGACUUACCUGAACUCAUGCUCCUCCUCCUUCCUCAUGCCAGGACCAGUGAGGAGAGAAGGGGGAAGCCACAGUGCCAGUAAUGUAUUACAAGCCCCUCCAAUCCCCAGCAAAGUCAUCAAUAAGAAGUCCCCUAAGCAUUGGCCCAAGAGAAACGCACAUGUCACACCUAUAAAUGGACCAGCACCACCAUAUGGGGAAUGGCCACAAGUGGACUUUGAUCCUCUAGAGGAUUUCACCAAGCUACAUGAUUACUAUGGAGAGGAGGUGAAGCAGCUGAGAGCUGAUUGGCUGAGGAGGAGGCAGGAGGAAGAGGAGCACCUUGAGGAGGAUCUCAUUGACCUGAGUGAACACUGACCCACAGAGAUCAGACAGUCACCACUCUGGUUAUUUUGAUGAGGACUUUGGUGUGAAUGCCAGUAAUCUGAAAUAAGAAAGUGCCUUUAUAAUUUGAGGAACUAGAGCAUUAAAGAAGAACUAGUCACCUGUGUAUACAUCAUGAUGGGAUUAUAGUCCUAUGAGGUUGAUGGUGAGCCUAAAAAUGUCUUGUCACUAAGCAGAGACUCAUCAUCAAACUCAUAAGACUAUCACACAUAGUGGUGUUGCAAACAACCAGAUGCAUCUGGUUGUCAGGGAUACAGCCCUGAUGUGGGAACUCUGCUCGGGUGUUUCUUUUGUGCCUGCUACGUUAGGCUAUAGGACUAUAAUCAGCUCAAGCUGUAUACACAGGUGACUGGUUCCUCUUAAACACUCUAGUUCCUCAAAUUAUAGUCACUUUCUUAUUUCAGAGUACUGGCACUCCUACUGGUUUGUCUGUUACUGUUUGUAAAUUAUCAUUAAAAUCACUGGUAUAUUUUCUAGGUAAUAUUGAUGGUAAGUGUGAAGCUUAACUUUCUGUCAGCAAUCAGGGUAGUUAUGCAAUAUUGAAGCAAAGAGCUUCCAGUCGAAGCUCGCAUCUACUACAAGACCAUGGUGCUUACCUACGGAAUAGCAAGAUAAACUGCCCCUCUCUACCUUCAGGCUAUGCUCAAAACCUACACCCCAACCCGAGCACUCCGUUCUGCCACCUCAGGUCUCAUGGCCCUCCCACCCCUACAGGAGGGCAGCUCCCGAUCAGCCCUGUCCAAGCUCUUCUCUGUCCUGGCACCAGGCAACACUUCAUCAGCGCUUGACCCCCCUUCCAGCUCUGCUUCUACUGAUAGCUAUGUUAUUGAGGAUAUAUGUACUUUAUAUGCCUGUGAUUAUGUGGUUGUCCCACCUUGCUAUCUUAAGAUGAAUGUACUGACUGUAAGUAGCUCUGGAUGAGAGCAUCUGCUGAAUGACUCAAAUGUAAAAUGUAAAAACAUCCUUGUGAUGUGUUAAACUUCAUAUAUAUUGAUGUGUUGUUACACACUGUCAAGUAAAGGCUUCACAUCCCCGUUUAACAAAAAAAAUAAGUUACAGUGCAGCACUAUAUAAUUAGGUGUAUAUCCUUCAUGUUAAAUGUAUUCAUUAUUUUUAAGAAACUUUAAUGCUCACAAAGGUUGAUGCAGCUCAGCCAUGCUGGACCACCAGAGGGUGCUACAAACACUAGCUGUGAAUUAAACCAUUAAUGUCCACCGAUUAAAAAGUGUGACAAGACUCAGUUUAAUUCAAUCAUCAUAUUGUUAUAGAGAGAGACAUAAGUAUUAAAGAGCCCUCUCUGGUAUUGCCCUGAUGGGACAUCCAUCCACCAGCCAACAUGUAACACAUUCAGUUGAAAAACCAAGAGAUGAAAGUGAGUUAAUAUUAACAGGACCAAUGUAGUCUCUCAUGACAGAUGUGAGAUUUGGAUCUGGGUUCUGAGAUAAGGAUAUAUGAGGAUUAAUAUAAUGUACACUAGUGAGACACCAGUGGUAAAAUAAACAAGUUACGUAUUUAAGAAUAUCAGAUCAACGGAUCAAACUGAAGCUCACACGGUGGCAGGUAUCCUAGUGGUAAAGAGCAUUGGGCCAAUAACCCAAAGGUUGCUGGUUUGAAUCCCUGAGCUGACUAGGUGAAAAAUCUGUGAAUGUGCCCUUGAGCAAGGCUCACAUCCAUAUAUGCUCUGGGUCAGCUAAAAGUUGAAACUUUAACCUUUUAAGUUGAAGUGUGAAAGUGGUUUUCUAUGUGCGUCUCAAAGAUGAGACUUUGGCUUCACCACAUAGCAGAAAUUCAUACCAAUCAUAUAGAAUGUGAUAGAUUUGUCCAGGGGAGCGUGGAAGUGUGUCACCUUACACAAAGCACAUACAUCUGUAUACUAACACCUCCUCACACUGUGACAGGAUAUAAACAAGCCAUAAGGUGUAACCCAGGGCUGUUCAAUUCCCUUCCUGGAGGGCCAAAACACUUUGUUUCUACCUGGUACUUAAUCGCACUCACCUGGUGUCCCAGGUCUGAAUUAGUCCCUUAUUAGAAGGAGAGGAUGAAAGCCAGAAGUAUUUUGUCCCUCCAGUACCGACAUUGAACAGCCCUAGUAAUCUGUCUUAUAAUAAAGUAGGCUAUGUGCACUCUAUAUAAGGAAGUAUGGGGUCCUGUUACAGAAAUGUGUGUAGAUAAUGUAUGGUACACCAUAUGACCAAACAUCCUUGAAUGUAACUACCCUGGUUAAAUAAACUAAAGGA